GGGGGUGAGAGGGAAGUGAACAGAGCAGAUGAAGAAGAGACUCUGAGGUGGAGGGAGAGGCAGUUCUGUUGUUAGUUGACAAUGAAGACAGUGAACGAGAGUUUUUGAUUCAAAUACGUGGUUUUGUUCGUUUAUCUGCUGACUACAAGAGUUAAGUUAACCUGUUAAAAGAAAACAGUGGAUUUAAGUUGGAAAGCAAAGCCUGUCUGUCUUCAUUUCCUGCACCGGCACCUCAAAAGCUCCAAGAGGAAAGAUCCCGACCUCUCAUCACAAUAUUUACAGCCAAGGAGGAUCGACCACUCCGCCUUCCUUUGUCCAGAUGCCAGGGUCUCACAUGUUGCCCAGCUACUAUGGCGUGAGGCGUCCCUUCAUCUCCGACUCAGACUACUGUCCGUCCACCAAGCAGUUCUCCCCUGACGUCUACACCUCCAGCCUCGGAGGUAAACCUCUGGGCUGCGAGCCGUCCGCGAUGACCGGCUACUCCUCCCUCAUUGACAGCUACUACCCAGAGGGCUAUGGUGAUUACCGCAGCACCGCCGCCUUCUCCAGCUCUGGAGGAUCCUUCCUGCCCUCGUCGGCCCUCUCAUCCCUGCUACCUCCCUUCAACGGAGAGUCCUCACAUCUGUUUCUGGUAGGAGGCAGUAUCAGGAGAGACUCAUGGGAGCAGUCGGUUCCAGAGCCAGUAUCCCAGGUGGAGGCUCUCUGUCCUGACAGCCUGGCCUCCGUCAGCGUCCCGCCCUCCAUGCCCAGUCCAGAGCCCCCGGGUAGCCCCUCCCAGUACCGGUCCACCAGCCGAGGCUCCUCCAUGUGCUCCGUCCCCGGCAGCCAGCCCUACAGCCUGCACUCUCUGGAGGAAGCCCACUACCACUCUUUAACCAGCAGCUCCUAUAUCACCCCCUCCUCCUCCUUCACCUGCCCUCCAUAUAUGAGCAGUCCUGCCAGCGAUCUGGUGUCCAAGAUGGUUACGGAGGAGUCCGACGGCCACGGCAGCCUCCCAAACAAUGUCGAGGCUCAGGCCUCCUGGGCAAAAGAGGACGGGGUGAGCCCCUGGUCGCCCUAUGAGAUCAGGAGGGCAUACUGACUGGAUGACAGGCUACUGGGUCAGAAUAUAGAGGAAGGUGGAAGUUUCACAGACAGUGCAGAGACAAUUCUGGGACUUGUUUUGUAAAAAGGACAAUUUUAAUUGCAUCCAUAGCAUCAAGGUGUCCAUAUGUCCAUAUUACAGCCUGGUGUGAUGGCAACUUUCCUAUUUAUUGUCAUUUUUGUUUGGUUUAUAUGAUAAAGAGUGGAGAAAUAACUUGUGAUAAGCUCUAAAAUAAAAAAUGACAAACAAAAACAAACCCUUAGUGGUGCAAACUGGAUAAAAUAGGGUUUUCAUUUUUGAUGGUGUAUGAUAUGAGGAUUUGUGUUUGUUUUAAAAAGCCAUGUAACAGACAUUUGAGCCAAACAAGGUUUCUCUGCCAAACAGGGAACUUCUGCAGUGGCUUAGUUGCUUAGCUAAUUUGAAAAUAAUUUAUGAUCUAUCCAGUAAAAUGUACAGUAUACCUGUGAUGUAUUUGUGUUUAGCUGAAAAUACAAGUUGGAUUUCA
Molecule: messenger RNA, 1589 nt
Organism: Paralichthys olivaceus (Japanese flounder)
Lineage: Eukaryota; Metazoa; Chordata; Actinopteri; Pleuronectiformes; Paralichthyidae
Gene: pou2af2a
Product: POU class 2 homeobox associating factor 2
Molecular function (GO): DNA binding; POU domain binding
Source: RefSeq, a predicted model, not a curated record